CAAAAGGUUAAACUCAUCGGGAGGGAAACAAGAAUUGUUUAUUUAUAAUUAUGACUUGUUUUUCUUGAUAAUUUAUAUACAUGUCAUGACAUCGAAUUUUAUUAUACGAAAUUAUCCUUUUAUAAGUACAUUUUUAUUUAUUGAUGGGAUACAAUUAUUACGAAGAAUAUUAUUAUUAACAUAUAAAAGAUCCCACACUAUGCAAACAAAAUUAUAUCUUCUUUUUCAUAAAAUGAGUUGGAAUAAACAAAAAAUUGUCAGAAAAGGUACGUUGUAACUUCAUUGUACAUAUUAUGUAAUGUCAAUCUAAUUUAAUAUUAUCAAAGUAAAUGUCUCUUUUUAUUAUUUCCGCGUGUACAUACUUAGGAAGUAACAACAUUAAUUUUAAAGCAAAUUUUUAUUAUAUUGUAAUUUUUUUAAAUAGUAAAACGUAAAAGAAAUUCGUCCCUGACUUAAAACGAAAUGGAAAUUAUUUUCGUUAUAUAAAUUUAAAAAUACGUGUACAUAAUUAAUAUUCUGUUAAAAUAAUUGUGAACGGUAAGUCAUUCUUAUCAGAACGUAGUUUGAAAAUUUAACUUAUAACUACAGUUUAUUUUAUGUAUAGAAGAAUAUAAUUGUUUCUAUGAAAUCUUUCAUCGUAUUUAUAAUAGUCUUAAUUGACUCUAACAAUGCUCAAGUUAUUGACUUAUGCGACAGUAAAAUAUACUGCGAAGGACCACUAUUGCACACUGUUCAAUUAGCAAACAUUUUCAAUGACUCAAAAACAUUUGUCGACCUAUAUCAGAUAAAUUCUCCAUCAGUAACUAUAAAAAAUUUCGAAGCUCUCAUGAAAGAAACGAACAACCAUCCUUCAAGCCUUGAAGUCAAAACUUUUAUUCACAAGAAUUUCGAAUCGGAAAGUGAACUUGUACCAUGGACUCCAACGGACUACACUGACAAUCCACAGUUAUUAACCAAAAUCAAGAACACUACUGUAGCAGAUUUUGCUAGAAAAUUGAACAAAAUUUGGCUCACUUUGGCAAGAAAAGUCAAUUCUAGCGUUUCUAAAUUCCCGGAUAGGCAUUCUUUCAUUUAUCUUCCUGAAGGUGUUGUUAUACCUGGAGGAAGAUUUAAAGAAGUAUACUACUGGGAUACUUAUUGGAUUAUCAAAGGUUUGCUCAUUAGCGGAAUGGAGAAUACUGCAAGAGGAAUGUUGAAUAAUUUUGUGUCUUUAAUUAGAAGGUAUGGUUUUAUUCCCAAUGGUUCACGAGUUUACUAUUUAAACCGAUCUCAACCUCCUCUUCUAUCAGCAAUGGUGGGCCUUUACUUCGAAUAUACCAGAGAUAUAAAUUGGGUGAAAAAGAAUAUUGAUGCACUUGAAAAGGAACUGCUGUGGUGGUUGGAAAACCGAACAAUAACGGUUAUCAAACAAGGAUUAGUAUACAGACUAGCCCAAUAUUCGGUGAAAAGUGGGACUCCAAGACCAGAAUCAUAUAGGGAAGAUAUCGAAACUUGUAGUGCAUUUAAAAAUGAGGAAAAGAUAAAAUGUUACAAAAACCUCAAAAGCGGAGCAGAAUCUGGUUGGGAUUUCUCUUCAAGAUGGCUGGUUGGAUCAGAUGGAAGUAUCACUUCAAAUCUUGCAGACAUAGAUCUGACUCGAAUCGUACCAGUAGAUUUAAAUGCUUUCCUUUGUGGAGGCUUUGGCCAAAUUUCAAGAUUUUACAGCAUGCUUGGCAAAGUUGGUCGAUCAAUAAAAUGGAGAAAAAUGGAAAAUAUAUGGAUGGAAGGAAUUAAACAAGUAUUUUAUGAUUUUAAAGAUGGUACUUGGUAUGAUUGGGACAUUUCUGUAGGGCAACCGAGAAGAGGAUUUUUCCCUAGCAACUUAUCUCCGUUGUUUACAGAAUCUUACCAACCUUUCAUGAAAAAAUAUUACGGAUACCGGGCUAUUGAAUAUUUAAAUAAAAAUAAUAUAGAUUCUUUUAAAGGCGGUAUUCCAACAUCGUUAUUACAAUCUGGUCAGCAAUGGGAUUUACCGAAUGCUUGGCCACCUCUACAAGAUAUCAUCGUCACUGGUUUACUAAAUACAAAAAUCCCAGCUGGAAUUGAAAAAGCCAAACAAUAUGCUAGGUAUUCAUUAAAUGCUUUUAUAAUAGGAUUUCGAAACGCUUCAGAAAUGUUUGAAAAAUAUGACGCGUUUGUGUCUGGACAAUAUGGUGGCGGCGGUGAAUAUACGGUUCAGACUGGAUUUGGAUGGACGAAUGGAGCGGCGUUAUCAUUUAUAAAAUUACUAUAUCUUUAAAUAUAGGG
Psylliodes chrysocephalus is the source of this 2286-nucleotide messenger RNA. NCBI's taxonomy places the organism in Eukaryota, Metazoa, Arthropoda, Insecta, Coleoptera, Chrysomelidae. The record is from the annotation of a GenBank genome assembly.